AUGUUCACUCUUCAUAAGUUGAUCCUCGUUCUAUUUCUCUUCACCUUCACCGUAAUAUACCUUCACAAUUGGUGCUCGAGAAAUUCUCCGGCCCGGAAAAUUAACCGCCUGCCAUCUCCGACAGGACUUCCGGUGAUCGGAAACCUCCACCAGCUGGGGAAUUUCCCUCACCGUUCGCUACAGUCUUUUUCGACAAGUUGGGGUCACGAGUUAUUGUUGCUUCAUCUCGGUCGUGUGCCGGUGCUUCUUGUCUCGUCGGCAGAUGACGCACGUGAAGUAAUGAAAAACCAGGACACAAUAUUCUCAAAUCGGCCCAAGUUAAGCUUGCCCAAUAAGCUCAUGUACGGUUCGCGUGGCGUGGCCUCUACUGCUUACGGCGAAUAUGGGAGACAAGUGAGAAGCAUAUGUGUGAGCCAACUCUUGAGAAACGAAAGAGUUCGAUCUUUUCGUCCCGUGAGAGAACAAGAAACUUCAUCUAUGGUCGACAAAAUCAGGCGAUCGGGACCUUCCGUUAUCAACUUGACCGAUCUACUCGUCUCGCUCACGAACGAUGUCAUUUGCAGGGUGGCCUUGGGUAGAAAAUACGGUGUCCAUGAAGACGGUCAAGAUAGAAAGUUCAAGAAACUUCUGCAAGAGUUCAACGAGCUAUUCGGUGGCACGAGCUGGGGGGAUUAUGCACCAUGGUUGGGUUGGAUUAAUCGUGUUAACGGUGUGGACGAAAAAGUGGAGAGAGUUUCAAAACAGUGUGACGAGUUCUUGGAACAUAAAGAUCGUCUCGCGAGAAAACAUGAAAAUGGCGGGUCGGAUUUUGUCGAUAUAUUGCUCGAGUUUCAGAGAGAGGACGUAAGAGUUAGUAGCUCACCAGUUGAUAAUGAUACAAUCAAGGCUCUCAUCUUGGACAUGUUUGCCGCAGGAACCGACACCACGGUCAUAGCUCUCGAGUGGGCAAUGGCGGAGCUCAUAAAGAAUCCAAGAACUAUGAAAACCUUGCAGAACGAAGAGUCCCUAAGGCUACACCCACCCGGCCCGUUACUCAUCCCUCGCGAAUCGACUCGGGACACAAAAGUGAUGGGCUACGACAUAUCCUCAGGCACGCAAGUCUUGAUCAACGUGUGGGCCAUCGCUAGGGACCCGACAUCGUGGGAAGAUCCCGAAGAAUUUCGUCCCGAGAGGUUCUUGGACUCGGGGGUCGACUUCAGAGGACAACAUUUUGAGUACAUCCCGUUUGGCGCGGGUCGGAGGGGAUGUCCCGGGACUUCGUUCGCGGUGGCAGUUAACAAGCUAGGGCUAGCCAAGUUGGUGCACCAUUUCAACUUUGCACUGGCAAAUGGAGAAAAAGAGGAGGAUUUGGACAUGACCCGGAAAAUUAACCGGCCGCCGUCUCCGAGAGGUCUUCCGGUCAUCGGAAACCUCCACCAGCUCGGCGGAAAGUCCCCUCACCGGUCACUACAGUCUUUAUCGAGACGAUAUGGUCACGAGCUGAUGUUGCUUCAUCUCGGGCGCGUGCCCGUGCUUCUUGUCUCGUCGGCUAAAGGCGCGCGGGAGAUAAUGAAAAAUCAGGACCUUAUUUUCUCAAACAGGCCAAAAUUAAGCAUUCCGAGACGGCUAUUGUACGGUUCAAAGGACGUGGCUUUUGCUCCUUACGGGGAAUACUGGAGACAGGUUAGAAGCAUAUGUGUGCUCCAGCUGCUGAGCAACAACAGGGUUCAAUCUUUUCGUCGUGUGCGUGAGCAAGAGACCUCGUUCAUGGUCGAAAAAAUCCAGCGUUUGGGAUCUUCAUUGUCAGCCGUGAACGUGAGCGACAUUCUGGUCACACUCACGAACGAUGUCUUUUGCAGGGUGGCCUUAGGUAGAACAUACAAUAAACGUGAAGAUAACAAAUUCCAGAAGUUUCUAAAAGAGUUUGUGCAUUUACUGGGUACGACAAGCUUGGGGGAUUAUAUACCGUGGUUGGGUUGGGUUAAUCGUGUCAAUGGCUUGGACACAAAAGUCGAGAGAGUUGCUAAGCUUAUCGACGACUUCUUCGAGAACGUGAUUCAAGAACAUAGAGAUCAAGGGAGAAAACACGAUUAUGAAGACGGUGAACUAGAUUUCGUGGACAUAUUGCUCGAGUUUCAGAGACAGAAUAUAGAAAGUAGCUCGCCUGUCGGAGAUGAUACGAUCAAGGCUAUCAUCAUGGACAUGUUUGCUGCAGGGACCGAUACAACGGUCUCAUCUAUGGAGUGGGCAAUAGCGGAGCUUAUAAAGAACCCAAGAACAAUGAAAACUCUACAAAACGAAGUGAAACAAGUAGUGAAAGGUAAGAAAGAGAUAAACGAGGAUGAUCUAGAGAAAAUGACGUACCUAAAAGCAGUUAUCAAGGAGUCCUUGAGAUUGCAUUUGCCUGUCCCGUUACUCAUACCUCGUGAAUCCACUCAUGACACGAAAGUCAUGGGCUAUGACAUAUCUGCCGGAACACAGGUCGUGGUAAACGCAUGGGCCAUCGCUCGGGACCCGGCUUAUUGGGAAGAUCCCGAAGAAUUUCGACCCGAGAGGUUCUUGAACUCGGAGGUUGACUUCAAAGGUCAACAUUUCGAGUUCAUCCCGUUUAGCGCCGGCCGGCGGGGUUGCCCUGGGACUGCAUUCGCUGUGGCUGUUAACGAGCUAGGGCUAGCCAAGUUGGUCCAUCAUUUCACCUUUGCACUGCCAAAUGGAGAAAAGGAAGAGAAUUUGGACAUGAGUGAGGGAACAGGAAUAACAAUUCAUAAAAGGCUUCCUUUACUUCUAAUCCCUUAUACAUAUAAUUCUUAA
Molecule: messenger RNA, 2790 nt
Organism: Striga hermonthica
Lineage: Eukaryota; Viridiplantae; Streptophyta; Magnoliopsida; Lamiales; Orobanchaceae
Source: the annotation of a GenBank genome assembly